UACUGUUGUUAAAAAAAGUUACAGACUCCCGUUGUAGAAUUACUUGCAUCAGGAAGCUAAUUCGAAAAAUCAAUUCUCCACGUCCGGAACGUAUCGAGUAAAGGCAACGAAGCGCCGUCACUUGGUUUUAAUCAUCGCACGCAGCCGCGAAUUCGGGAACCCGCGGGAACCAUGUCGAUCCUCGCUCGCGCGUCACUCGCGUGGUCGCACACCAUGGCACGAUGGCACAUAGUGCGCGCCAACGGGAACGGGAGCCCCUGGACUUCCGGGAUACCGCCAAUCGCCAACCGGGAUCCGUUGGCCACACGAGAUGGCGGGUGAACCGACAAGAACUCGACGACGCAGUCGGAAGUACGUACCCAUGAUGCAUCACCAAUUGUCAACAUGGCGGACAUGGUUGAAAGUGAAUCUGCAGAGGCACUGUUGUCCAUAAAAAAUGGCGGGUAUCCAUCUGUAGAUGAAAUUAAGACCGAAAUAAUGGAUGACGAUACGAUGGAUAUGGAUGAGCAACACAAUUUGAAUAACUCAAUGGAUCAACAAAUGGAUACAGAGGAGUCGGAACCGAUACCGGAACUGGGACCUGCAGCUUUGGGUCUGCAAAGAGUAGGUACUCAGCCACCCUCCAAGCCAAAUCCUCCAACGCAACCAGUACAGGUGUUGAAUCGCAGAGGGAUGCCAGCAAGAAUCAGGAAAAAGAACAAAUUAUUCUACGACGACGUCUUGAUCAAUCAUCCACACCACAGAAUUAAGAAAGAUCCUGCAGCUGUAGAAGCGAAACAAUCUCCCAAAAAAAUGAUGCGACCAUCCCCAGUAAAGAGGCAGGCCAAGAUUUCAAGUACACCAAAAAGUAUAAGUUUGUCUUCGCAACCAGCAACUCCUGUGACGACUCCGGUCAAACAGCAUAAGGAGCCCGAUAAGUUAGCGCAGCUUGCAUCGCCGGAUCGUAAAAUAGGACAGAAGAUUGGCAUGAGACUAAGAAAUCUGUUAAAGCUACCAAAGGCGCAUAAAUGGGUCUGUUAUGAGUGGUUUUACAGCAAUAUUGAUAAGAUAUUAUUUGAGGGCGACAAUGAUUUUAUGAUAUGUUUGAAAGAAUCGUUUCCGCAAUUGAAAACUCGUAAACUCACGCGUGUGGAAUGGUGUAAGAUUAGGAGGAUGAUGGGCAAACCGCGAAGAUGUUCGCAGUCGUUUUUUGAGGAGGAGAGACGCGAGCUAGAGAGGAAGAGACAGAAAAUACGGAUGCUGCAACAGAGGAAGACAGCGGACAUAAGCAGUUUCAAGGAUCUGCCACCGGAAAUUCCACUGCAAUUAGUAAUCGGUACGAAAGUAACUGCGAGAUUAAGGAAACCGCAGGAUGGUUUAUUCACUGGCAGUAUUGACGCCGUCGACACCAGCAAUAAUACCUACAGAAUUACGUUUGAGAGAGCUGGACUUGGGACACAUAGCGUUCCUGAUUAUGAAGUUUUGUCGAAUGAGCCACCGGAAACGAUCAGCUUGGCAUCAUUCUCACAGAAAUUCAGACCACGGCCUUUACAAUACGUACCUUCACCGCCGUAUAUGAUGAAAUUAUCUCCGCGAUUGACUAAUGACCCUCUGAUAUCCAACGCUUCUGCAUCCAUUCCGAAAAAGGCGAAUACUGGUGGUACAGUGAAUGGUUUUCCGUUGAAAUUGCUCGAACUUAUGGUUAAAGUAAACAAGAUAUUAACAACUAAGAAGAAUAAAAUUAAGAGAUUGAAAGAGAUGAACGGAGAAGCUGAAAAGAGACGUUCCUUGGGUGAAUCGCUCCCUCCUGACUUCGAAAAAAAAUACGCAGGAAUAAUUGUCGAGUUAGAGAGAAUGAAUCAAGCUCUCCAAGACUUUUUGAACGAAAUACAAGAAUUGUGUCAAGAAAUGGCGCCCGAACCUAGCGUAGCGGCGAUGUUAGCACCGUCCCACCUCCGAGAGAAGUGCAAACAAGAAGCGGCAGAUAUGGUCGCUAAACAUAACGCAAUGAAUGACAAAGCACCAGGAAAAAUGACUCAAUUGAUAACGGAUUUGACUGCGUUGAUGUUACAAGUGAAAAGCUUAUCAGAUUCCGAUCGAAAUGCGUACGAGCUCAAGGUGUUACAAGGUACUAUGGAGCAGAUAAGAUCGAAACUCAGCCCGCAGAAUCAGCAAGUAUUUCAAAACUGUGUAGAAAUUCACAUGCAGCGCAUUCAAGUAGGCCUAGGACAAAUGGGUCCUCUAACGCCAUUUAUGGCGCAAAGAGUUUGAAAAUGAGACAAAAACUAAUAGUAUAUAUUCUUACAAAAGUGUACAGUAUAAUACGAUCAUGGCAUCACGAUAUUUUUUAGAAAAAAAGACAAGAAACUAAUUCUGUAUUUUCUCAUCGUGUAUAGGUCAUAUUACUAAUAUAUUUAUAUAAAGUGCAUGUCUACACAAUAUGAUUUAAACAAUUAUAGUUUUGUAUAUACAGAAAAAAUAUUUGUUCUUCAAUUACUUUAAUAGUAUACUCAUGAUACACUUAGAGGAAAAUUCAUGUAUUGUUGGAUAAUAUUAUAUGUAUGGAAUAUAUUAAAUAUCUAAGAGUGUUCACUUUUCAGAUUUUUAUGCAUUGUAUGUAUCAUCCAAUUAGAUAUAAAUAUAAAUGACGAUUUAUAUUGCA
This is a messenger RNA of Monomorium pharaonis (pharaoh ant), 2641 nucleotides long. RefSeq names its product protein lin-9 homolog. The record is from RefSeq and is a predicted model, not a curated record. NCBI's taxonomy places the organism in Eukaryota, Metazoa, Arthropoda, Insecta, Hymenoptera, Formicidae. Gene Ontology annotation, cellular component: nucleoplasm; transcription repressor complex. Gene Ontology annotation, molecular function: DNA binding. Gene Ontology annotation, biological process: regulation of cell cycle; regulation of transcription by RNA polymerase II; DNA-templated transcription.